Molecule: messenger RNA, 1588 nt
Organism: Periconia digitata
Lineage: Eukaryota; Fungi; Ascomycota; Dothideomycetes; Pleosporales; Periconiaceae
Source: the annotation of a GenBank genome assembly
CUGUGCUUGUAUUAUUUAUCAACUUUGGUGGAAAUAAUACCACCCUACUCGAAUCUACCUGUUACCAUAACAUCAAGAAGAAAGACAUUAUGCCACCCCACGAAGGCCUCGUACACCCAAAAGAGUAUGACUGGAGAGAUUCGAAUGUUGAGUUGAUCAAUAGCGACCUGGACCACAAGAUAAAGCAUCAAUCGGCUCAGCAUGAGCCAGCUUGGAAUAAUGGUGUCAUUGGAAUGGCUCCAGGUCUCUUUAUCUGGAGAAUAGAGGACUUCGAGGUGAAGCAGUGGCCAAAAGAAAAAUAUGGCUCGUUUUAUGAAGGCGAUUCAUACAUCAUCCUUCAAAGCGAGGCGGUCAAGCGGGACACAGAAGGUGGUGAUGGAGCAGAUGAAACAGAGAAAGACAAAUUGGUCCAUGAUAUCUACUUUUGGCUAGGAGCGCACACCACACAGGACGAAGCGGGGACUGCUGCGUACAAGACUGUCGAGUUGGAUGAGUUCUUACACGGAGCCGCUACUCAGCAUCGCGAACUGCAAAACUCGCCUUCGGACGCCUUCGCCGCGCUGUUCCCCAGGAUCAAGAUCUUGCGCGGAGGCGUCGCUUCGGGUUUCACACAUGUCGAGACCAACGAGGAACCCGAGCACGUCGAUACCUUGCUCCGGAUCUUCAAGCACCCUCGCGCGGCUGCUGGACGAGACGGCAUUCUCAUUCACGAGGUGGAGCCAACUUGGCAAAGCCUAGACGAAGACGACGUAUUUGUUCUCGAAACGUCAUCGAAGAUUUGGGUUUGGCAAGGAAAAGACUGUUCACCAAUUGAGAAGAUGAAAGCUGCUACAGUUGUUAACGACAUGACCUUGGCUAAGCACAAAGAGGUGGAAGUGCUCAGUAGUAAUGACUCUCGUUCUAAGAUCUUUGUGGACAAUCUCGGAGGGAGCGACGUCGACCUCUUGAGUACCCAGCUGAAAGCGCCGCGGCCUAUGUCUGCUCACACCGAACGUGAGGUGAAGAAACUCUUCCGCCUCAGCGAUGCAGAAGGCGGCGAUUUGUCUUUCGAUCUGGUGAAGGAGGGAAAUGCUGUUGAAAGAGGCGACUUGGACUCGAAUGAUGUGUUCAUUCUUGACGCUGGCAGUCAAAUAUUCGUCUGGGAGGGACAAGGUGCUUCCAGGAAGGAGAAAAAGAUGUGGUUGAAGGUACUGCAGAGGUACAUUGCUAAUCACGCUGACGCAGUCGAUUUGGCAGUCUCAAAGGUUGUGCAAGGAAAAGAAGGGAAGUCGUUCUGGACAGCGGUGGAAGCGUAGUGGCCAGCGGGAAAAUUCCGUAGGCUUACAUCAUCUGUUUCUCUUCUAUGUCUCAAACUCUCGGCGAAGUGUAUCGGGUUCUCGGGUUCACACAAUCCUUCUACAGUUCUACUGACCUCGCCGACCCCAGAAACUCACCCCUGCCAGCAAUGUCAACCAAUGACAAAAAUCUUUCAAUGUCCCUCUCGAACUUCCAUCCCUUACCCCUUGCGCAAAUAACGGAACUUCCCACCCAGCUUCUUGUUUCAGACAUCCAUAUCCAACACCAUGUCUCACUCAAUCAUAGCCACCCU